Molecule: messenger RNA, 2133 nt
Organism: Symbiodinium natans
Lineage: Eukaryota; Dinophyceae; Suessiales; Symbiodiniaceae
Source: the annotation of a GenBank genome assembly
AUGCUGCGUCCGGUUCCGCCAUUGCCGCGUCAGAAAGGGCCUGAGCCCAAAGCGGCUCAAAGCGUGUCGAACGGCACGGGUCCUUCUGCAAAUGGGUGGAAUGGGUCCAAGAAGCUGAAACCAGUGGAGGAGGAGUCCGGCGGCCGCGGUCUUGAGACCGGAGCGCUUGUUUGGGUGUCAGAUCCUUCCCAAGUAUGGACACCGGGCGAGGUUACCGAGAGCUCGAGCUCCCACGUUGUGGUGAAGGUCGCGAAGACCGACCCUUCCGAAUCUGACGAAGAAGUCGAGGUUCCACACACUGGGGCCAACAAUCGCCUGCUUCGCAGGGAUGCCACAAUCGUCGACACCGCUGCCUUGCAGUACGAUGACUUGACAAACGUGCCGGAGCUGCACGAGGCUGCACUGUUACAGGCAAUCGCAGACAGGUUUCAGCAUGGGCGCAUUUACACGUUGACAGGGCCGGUGCUUCUGGCAGUUAACCCUUUCCGACACAUGCCUGGACUCUACUCGCCGGAGAUGCUGCGCAGUUUCUUCUCUGCCGAGAAGCUUCAGCCCCACAUCUUCAGCAUUGCCAAUCGGGCAUACCAAGGUAUUCUCGAUCAGGAUGAGUCUCAGACAGUCCUUGUCAGCGGUGAGAGUGGCGCUGGCAAGACAGAGACCACCAAGUUUGUCAUGCAUUUCUUGGCUUUGACAGGGGCGGAGGCAGUAGUCUCUGAGGGUGAGAAACCGCUGUCACGUGUAGAGCGUCAGGUGCUCCGGUCAAAUCCGCUACUGGAAGCCUUUGGAAAUGCACAGACACUCCGAAAUCACAACUCAUCCAGAUUCGGUAAGUACAUCGAACUGCAGUUUGGUGUGGAAGACGGGCGGCGCACAUUGAAGAAGCGGCUCAUCGGAACCCGAAUUCGCACGUACCUUUUGGAGACGGUGCGCGUGAUCGACCAUCAGCAUGGGGAGAGGAGCUUUCAUAUCUUCUACCAGAUACUGGCAGCCUCCCUACAGUGCCUACCUGAGCUGGAUGGUAUCGUGAGAAAGCACCUUGGGAACAUUGAGGGCCCCUCUUGUUUCAAGAACCUUGGCAACUCAGAGUGCUCUGAGCUUCUGGAUGACACGGAGGACUUCCAGGCAACGAUGGCUGCCAUGCAGACAAUGGGGUUUCAUGCUCAUGAAGUUGCUGAUGUCAUCCGAGCAGUUCUCGCAGUACUGCACGUCGGAAACCUUCAGUUUGCAGUUCCUGCACAGAACAGCGAAGCCUCCGAAGUCGUCAAGUCGCAUGAUGAGCUGGACCCCUUGGAGCAAAGCUCCGAGCUCCUUGGGCUUUCGCAGACGCAGCUGGCGGAGGUCCUCUGCAAUCGGACGAUGCAGGCGCCUGGUGAGCAGGUCAUUCGAAUGUCCAAUACCAUGCAGCAGGCUGCCGAGUGCAGAGAUGCUCUCGGAAGGCAUCUCUAUCAUGCGCUCUUCAAGCACAUCGUCGAAAAGACCAACGCCUCCAUCGGCUUUAAGGAAGAGGCCACGUUCUGCGGCGUGCUGGACAUUUUCGGCUUCGAGUUCUUCAAGAUCAACUCCUUCGAGCAGCUCUGCAUCAACUUCACCAAUGAGCUGUUGCAGCAGUAUUUCAACAACUUCAUUUUUGAGAAUGAGACUGCGCUUUAUCGAGAGGAAGGUGUGCCUUGGCAGGAUGAAGACUUUCCAGACAACGCGGGCAUCGUGCGGCUUUUACAGUCGUCCCCAUCAGGGAUCUUCCCCAUGUUGGACGAGGAGUGCUUCGUGAUAGGUGGCACUUCCGGGAGCUGGCACAGGAAGCUCAUACAGACGCACCAGAACCACAACGCCUUCGGCGUUGUGAAGUUGCAAAACUCGACCUUCAUUGCCGCUUGGAGACAACUUACCUGGAAGGGGUUGACUGAUCCGGGGGUCGAUCAUGAAGAGUUGGCAGGUCAAGCACUUUGCGGGUCCGGUGACCUACACCGCCCUGCGCUCAAACAUGGGCGUGGCGGCGUGGAUGCUGAUGGCACAUCGAUGUGCGCGCACAAGGUGGAUGGGUUUCUCGAGAAGAAUCGCGUCCUUCCGCCAAGAGGGCAUGUGAUGAAGCACAACGAAGCACAACGAGGCACAUCGAAGCACAACGAAGCUUGA